This is a messenger RNA of Hordeum vulgare subsp. vulgare (domesticated barley), 1002 nucleotides long. Its product is annotated as zinc finger CCCH domain-containing protein 50-like. NCBI's taxonomy places the organism in Eukaryota, Viridiplantae, Streptophyta, Magnoliopsida, Poales, Poaceae. The transcript is spliced from 4 exons. Bases 1 to 1002 code for a protein of 333 amino acids. The record is from RefSeq and is a predicted model, not a curated record.
AUGACUACCGCUGCUGCACUUGGGCUUCUCCCUGGAUAUCCUAGGCACUUUGCGCCGCCUCCUAGGUCACCAUCUUCCAUGAACAACGGCGGAGCUGCUUCUGCGCAUUGGCUUCAAGGUAGCAGGCUGCGUUCUUCUUUCAACGCAAGUGAUGCGACAGUUGAAGACCUUGGCUUGCUCCUCGACUGGGAAUCACAGUACCUUGGGGCACUCUGCCUCCCACCCAGCAGCCGUCCCCAACCCUGUCUUUCCACUGGCCUUACCAACAGAAUGUACUCACCAAGGGCUCUUGAUCCGGCAGCGCUCGUCCAGUCUCCAAUUGGUGGCAUGUCUCCUCGAUCCCCUCGGCUUAUGGAGCCAACAUCGCCCAUAAAUGCCCGUUUUGGAGCCACUAUCACGCAGCGUGAGAUGUAUGAGCAGUUCUCUAACCUGAACAAGCACCAGCUGCCAUCAGUGGGUUCGCCGCGGAAUUCCAAUGUUGCUUCAUGGGGCAAUGCGGGUUCCCCAAUGGGUAAGGUUGACUGGGGCGUCGAUGGUGAGGAGCUGGAUCGAUUGGAUCCUAUGAUGUGUAUGAAUUUGAUGUCCAUUGCUGUUAAUUGUUGCUGUCCAUUGUUGCUGUCCAUUGCUAUGAAUGAUGAGCAAACCUUCUUGGACAUCAUUGAUUUUGGUUACACACAAACACAACUAGAAAGUCCAAUUGGAGAGCAACCAACCCCAUCAACUCAGCAUCAAGCAACACCAAUAACAGAGAAAGCAAAAUCCAACAAAGGAAAAAAUUGGUCUAGUGAGGAGGACAAGAUUUUGAUAGCAGCAUGGGGAAAUACAAGUUUGGAUAGUGUCGGGACAGAUCAAAACAGAGAUGCUUAUUGGGCUAGAAUUUCAGAGUACUACAACUCACACAAGAUGUCAUCAUGGCCGGAGCACACUAGUGGUAUGACUGAUAUGCAAAAGCAGUUCUACCAAGCUAAGCAGAAUGAGAUCCUUGCUCGUCGCCUAGAGUAA